AUGAGCGGGACCUCGCUGGCUGCGCCGCCGCCCUUCGGGCCGGGCCCCGCGCCGCACGACGCGCCGGGCCUCGACUUCUGGACCUACCAGCCUCCGCCGCCGCCGCCGCCGCCCCCGCAGGAGCUGCACGACCACCAUCUCCGCUUCCAGCAGCACUACGCGCCCGGCUACUACGCGCCGACGCACUACCCCGCGCACGCGCCGCACCUCGAGGUGGACGUGGGAGUGACGGCGGCCGUCGAUCAAGGUCACGGCUUCCACAGAUACCACGAGUCGACACCAGGCGGGGGCGAUUUUGAAGGCGCGGUCACCCUCGUCUCGGAGGCUCCGUGGCACCACCCCAGCCCCGAAGGAGCCGAACCGGUUUUCUCGCCCCAACCCACCCCUCCGCCGCCGCCGCCUCCACAGGCCAACACUCCGCAACUUUCUCCUCCGGCCCCAGACAAUUCCUCGCCUGUUCCCGCCCCUCCUGCCACCACCGCCCCCACCACCAACGCUGCCAGCGCCCCGUACUACCCAUGGAUGAGGUACUCAGGAGAACAACGUGAUGGUACCACGGGCUCCAAACGUACCCGCCAGACGUACACCCGCUACCAGACGCUGGAGCUGGAGAAGGAGUUCCACUUCAACCGCUACCUGACGCGGCGGCGGCGCAUCGAGAUCGCGCACGCGCUCUGCCUCACCGAGCGCCAAAUCAAGAUCUGGUUCCAGAACCGCCGCAUGAAGGCAAAGAAGGAAAUGCCACUUGUAGCAUCCGUUGCCUCUCCGGGAAAGAUAUCGCACUCCACUCCGUCGCCCCUCACGGAGACGUUCGGGCGGCUCGAUCUGCAAGCUGCGUCGUGAGAAACUGCAUGUGCCCACCAGUAACUGCCACAAAAUUCCUGCAAAGUAAGUAUUUGCUCCUCGCAUUUACGUCUUACGUUUCUGAUUAGUUCUUCGAUCCUGUUCCUAUUUACUUCAGUCGCGUCGUUUUAAUCGUUUCCGUCGGUAGCUGUUAUUCGCUAUGAUUUUCCUCUUUAUCUGGAUGUAUCUUUCCUUUUGCUUUAC
Messenger RNA from Gryllus bimaculatus (two-spotted cricket), 1047 nucleotides. NCBI's taxonomy places the organism in Eukaryota, Metazoa, Arthropoda, Insecta, Orthoptera, Gryllidae. The record is from the annotation of a GenBank genome assembly.